Scatophagus argus is the source of this 4172-nucleotide messenger RNA. RefSeq names its product integrin, alpha 11b (gene itga11b). Gene Ontology annotation, biological process: cell-matrix adhesion; cell-cell adhesion; integrin-mediated signaling pathway. NCBI's taxonomy places the organism in Eukaryota, Metazoa, Chordata, Actinopteri, Scatophagidae. The transcript is spliced from 30 exons. Gene Ontology annotation, molecular function: integrin binding. The coding region runs from base 74 to 3667 and encodes 1197 amino acids. Gene Ontology annotation, cellular component: integrin complex; external side of plasma membrane. The record is from RefSeq and is a predicted model, not a curated record.
CACACACACACACACACACACACACACAUACACUCUGUUCGUCCUUCUCACAGUCUCUGCCUCAGACACACUCAUGGAUUAUCACCGCCUUCUUCUUCUGCUGCUGUCGACCUGCAGCUUCCUGCCAGAUCUUCAGUUCUGCUUCAACUUUGACACAAAGAACUUCAAGAUCUUCAAGGGUUCCCAAGAAAACCAGUUUGGUUACACAGUCCAGCAGCACGAGGCAGGAGGACGCCAGUGGUUGCUGGUCGGAGCUCCCUUGGAAUCCACAGGGAAGCAGCAGACUGGUGAUGUGUUCAGGUGCCCGCUGGACACCAGAAACUCUGCGAACUGCACCCGCCUGCACCUGGGGAGACUGUCUCUGGACAACGUCUCUGAGAGGAAAGAUGAGAUGAGGCUGGGAAUGACGCUGACCUCCAACCCAAAAGACAACAGCUUUGUGACCUGCGGCCCACUCUGGUCUCAUGAAUGUGGAAGCUCCCUGUACAGCACAGGAAUCUGUUCCAGAGUCAGCCGAAACUUCAGACUGUCCCACACCAUCACACCCGCCCUGCAGAGGUGUGAGACGUUCAUGGACAUCGUGAUUGUUCUGGAUGGUUCCAACUCCAUCUACCCUUGGUACGAGGUCCAGGACUUCCUCAUCAACAUACUGCAUAAGUUCUACAUUGGCCCAGGUCAGACACAGGUGGGUGUGGUUCAGUAUGGCUCCACUGUGGUCCACGAGUUCAGUCUGGGUGAGUACCAGACAGUGGACGAGGUGGUGGAGGCCGCCAGGAGCAUCGACCAGCGGGGUGGCGAGGAGACGAGGACGGCGCUGGGCAUCAACGUGGCGCGGUCAAAGGCGUUCAAGCGCGGCGGCCGGCCGGGCGCUCAGAAGGUGAUGAUCGUGAUCACAGAUGGAGAAUCUCACGACAGUCCGCAGCUGGUGCAGGCCGUCGCCGACAGCGAGAGCGACAACAUCACCAUGUACGCCAUCGCUGUUCUGGGUUAUUACAACCGUCGCGGGAUCAACCCCGAAGCCUUUCUGAAGGAAAUCAAGUUCAUCGCUAGCGACCCGGACGAGAAGCACUUCUUCAACGUGACAGACGAGUCGGCGCUGAAGGACAUCGUGGACGCGCUGGGAGAGCGGAUUUUCUCUCUGGAAGGAACCAGCAGUCAGGGCCGACGGUUUGGUCUGCAGAUGGCUCAGGCUGGGUUCUCCUCACAUUUAGUCAAAGACGGGGUUCUGCUCGGAGCAGUGGGCGCCUACGACUGGAACGGUGCUGUCCUCAAGGAGACCAAACAUGGGAAAGUCGUUCCGCCAAAGUCCUCCUAUGAGGACGAGUUUCCAGAGGAGCUGAAGAACCAUGCAGCCUACCUGGGUUACUCGGUGGGCUCACUCAUUUCAUCUCGAGGCUCUCAGCUCUACGUGGCAGGAGCUCCGAGGUUCAACCACACCGGCAAGGUGAUCGUCUUCACCCUGAAGAACAGUGGAAACCUGACCAUCCUUCAGGCACUGCUGGGAGAGCAGAUCGGUUCAUAUUUCGGCAGUGAGUUGUUAUCGAUGGACGUAGAUGGCGAUGGACAAACGGAUGUCCUCCUGGUGGCAGCACCCAUGUUUUACAGCCAGGGCUGGGAGAGAGGGAGGGUUUACAUCUACACUGUCACUCCACAGACGUCAUUCAUCCUGCAGGGGGCGCUGGAGGGUUCUGACCACUCUCAGAACUCCCGGCUGGGUUCUGCGUUGGCCCAGAUACCUGACAUGAACGGGGAUGGGUUCAGGGAGUUGGUGGUGGGAGCACCGCUGGAGGACAACCACCAGGGGGCGGUCUACGUAUUCUAUGGCCAGGCCAAAACCAUUCAGCACCAGUACAGACAGCGUCUGUCUGCAGCCGGUUUUUCUGCUGGUCUGCAGUAUUUUGGUCAAAGUCUUCAUGGCGUUUUGGAUGUCAACGGAGACGGGCUCGUUGACCUCGCAGUAGGAGCACUGGGAGCUGCUGUCAUCAUCUGGUCUCGAGGUGUGGUGCGGAUUCAGGCCAGGCUGACCUUUGAACCUGAGAAGGUCAACAUCUUUAACAAAGACUGUCGGCGAGGAGGGAAGGAGGUCACCUGCAUGUCUGUCACCGUCUGUCUGAGUCUGGACUCCAGGACGAAGAUGAGGACGAAGACCACAAUGGAUGUGGCUGUUUGGUACAGCCUGCUGUUGGACGACAGGCGUUUUCCUGCUCGAGCUCUUCUGGACGAAUCGGACCGACAGCAGCCCAGGAGUUUGCUUCUGCAGGCAGGACGUCCGAGCUGCCAGCGUCUCAGCUUCUCCGUUCAGGAGACGACUGACUACGGACGGCCCAUCUCGGUUGUCCUGGAGACGGGGCUGCAGAGCCCAGACGAGGGGCCGGUGUUGGACCCGGACUGGCCGAGCAUCCUGAGGGCCGAGCUUCCCUUCUGGAACGGCUGUGAGCAGGAAGAUACGUGCGUUCCCGACCUCAUCCUUCACAGUCACACCGACCUCUUGGAUGUUCAGCAGUUCUGCAGCUCGCAGGCCGCUUGGUCACUCUGCAGCCACCGGGGGGAGACAGAGGGCUCCUUGUACGUGGUGGAGAGCGGGCGGAGGAGGAUGGUGGUGUUCGCCCGACUGGAGAAUCAGGGAGAAAAUGCUUACGGAGUCGCCAUCCACAUCUCCACCUCCCCCAACCUCUUCUUCUCCAGCCUCAUAGUCAAGGACCAAUCAGAUAUUCAGCUGGAGUGUUACUCUGAGGACAGACUGGCCAAUCAGAAGAGCUGUAACAUCAGCGCACCUUUCAUGAAGUCCUUGUCGCAGGUAUCUUUCUGUCUGGAGCUCGAGUUCAACCCUUCUGUCUUCCUGGACCAUGUACGGGUUGUCAUGGCGACCAGCAGCGAGGGAGAGGAGGGAUACCCAGACGACAACAUCAAUGACAUCUUCCUUCCUGUGAGGUACCAGACUGACCUCCUGUUCACCAGAGACGCCAACUCUCCUCGUUUUGAGAUCAGAGCAGACAGCUCGUCUUCCUCCUCCUCUUCAUCCUGGGAACCAGACAGCAGCUCUGCCACCUUCAACCUCACUUAUUAUAUCCGGAACUUGGGCUUCUUCUCAGUGCAGGAUGUGGCGUUCAGGGCCGACGUCUGGGCGGUGACCCCACAGGGGAACCAGCUGCUGAACAUCACAGACUACAGCAUCGAGCGGGGAGCAGCGUCUCACUGCCUGCUGCCUCAACCCACAACAACCAGUCGGGUUACAGCCGAGGACCUGUCUCACCUGCCACAGCUGAACGGCAGUAACAGCCUGAGUGUGGUGGUCGAGUGCAGGCUCAACCUGCCGGCCUCCAGCGAGACGAAGGUGACGCUCAGAGGAAGACUUCAGCUCCCCACUCUGCUCGCUGUGAGCUUCAGGUCCUUGGAGCUGCUGACUGCUGCCUCCCUCCAGCUGGAAGCAACCAGCCUCAUGUUUCUCCAGGAGGACACACCUGUCAGACAGAUAAUCCUGGAGUUCAGGAAGGAUGAGGACCACAUCAUCCCAGUCUGGAUUAUACUGGGAAGCUCACUGGGAGGCCUGCUGCUACUGGCCUUACUGGUCCUGGCUUUAUGGAAGCUCGGCUUCUUCAACAGACGGAGGCGACAGGAAGAGGAGGAGCAGCCUGUAGCCAAUGGGAAGGCAGCAGAGGAGCUAUAAUGUGUGGGCAACGACAUGCUGCAUUCGGGUGCUCCUCAUCAGCUUGGGAAGUCAAAAAAUGACUUCUGUCUCGUGUGAAGUGGAGCAGCUAAACAGCAGUGCGAGGCGGCAGUAAUGGAAGUCAGACACAAAGUGUGUGUUUGCUGUUGUCAGCCUGGACCUGCGGUUCAUCAGGUACCUGUGGAACCCCUAACAGCCACUCACAUUUAACUGUUAACUGUGUUAAAGUGUUUCCUGCUUUACGACAUGAUGAGGAUCACCUGAAUGCAUCACAAGCCUCCACCUGUCACUCAGGGACCCUGAUGCCCCGCCCCUCAGACUAAUCAGUUAAUUAGUUGCGCUGGUGAGGGGUGGAGCUUUGAGCUGGUUGGUGGGUGUGUCAGAGGAGCCACCCAAUCAGCAGCAACAUGGAUGUAAUAUUAAAAUGAAGUGUAGUCCAACAGGCUGUUCAACGCACCACCGUGUCUGUUCAAAUAAAUACUUUGCAACAUUUUACAUUGUGGUA